This is a messenger RNA of Taeniopygia guttata (zebra finch), 9489 nucleotides long. It is a transcript of the gene UNC5C, whose product is annotated as unc-5 netrin receptor C. Gene Ontology annotation, biological process: axon guidance; netrin-activated signaling pathway. Gene Ontology annotation, cellular component: membrane. The record is from RefSeq and is a predicted model, not a curated record. NCBI's taxonomy places the organism in Eukaryota, Metazoa, Chordata, Aves, Passeriformes, Estrildidae. Gene Ontology annotation, molecular function: protein binding; netrin receptor activity.
CCCACCCCCGGGGUGGAGGCAGCCGCGCCGAGCCGCCCGCGGGAAGAAAGCAGCGCUCCGCCGGCUCCGCGCCCCUCCGCGGGGCCAUGCAGCGCCUCUGCCCGCCCGCUCCGAGCGCAGCCCCUCGCCCCGCCGCCCUCCGCGCAGCCUGAGCGCCUGGCGGGGCUCCGCGCCGCUCCGCGCCCGGAGCUGGGACGGGCCGGUACCGGCGGCACAGGAAAGCUCCGCGGCUCCGCAACGCUGCCCCGCUGCCCCGGCCAUGGGGAAGGGGCUGGAGGGGACAGCAGCCCGCUGCGGGCUGGGACUGGGAUACCUGCUGCAGACCGUCGUGCUCCCCGCCCUCGCCGUCCUGGGGGCCAGCCGCCCCGGCUCCGCGGCGCAAGAUGAUGACUUUUUUCAUGAGCUUCCAGAAACUUUUCCAUCUGAUCCUCCAGAGCCAUUACCCCACUUCCUCAUUGAACCUGAAGAGGCUUACAUUGUGAAGAACAAGCCUGUGAAUCUUUACUGCAAAGCAAGCCCAGCAACACAAAUCUAUUUUAAGUGCAACAGCGAGUGGGUUCAUCAGAAGGACCACGUGGUGGAUGAGAGAGUAGAUGAAACUUCUGGUCUGAUUGUCCGGGAGGUCAGCAUCGAGAUUUCCCGGCAGCAAGUGGAGGAGCUCUUUGGGCCGGAGGAUUACUGGUGCCAGUGUGUUGCCUGGAGCUCCGCAGGCACCACCAAGAGCCGCAAAGCCUACGUCCGCAUUGCAUAUCUCCGGAAAACUUUUGAGCAGGAGCCCUUAGGGAAAGAAGUGUCCCUGGAGCAAGAGGUCCUGCUCCAGUGCCGUCCCCCUGAAGGCAUCCCAGCAGCUGAGGUGGAGUGGCUGAAGAAUGAAGAGGUGAUUGACCCCGUGGAAGACCGAAACUUUUACAUCACCAUUGAUCACAACCUGAUCAUCAAGCAAGCCCGGCUUUCUGACACCGCCAAUUACACCUGUGUUGCAAAAAACAUUGUGGCCAAAAGGAAAAGCACCACAGCAACUGUCAUAGUCUAUGUGAACGGAGGCUGGUCCACCUGGACAGAGUGGUCGGUGUGUAACAGCCGCUGCGGGAGAGGCUUCCAGAAGCGCACCAGGACCUGCACCAACCCUGCCCCGCUCAACGGCGGCGCCUUCUGCGAGGGCCAGAGCGUCCAGAAAAUAGCUUGCACCACUCUGUGCCCAGUGGAUGGCAAGUGGACACCCUGGAGCAAGUGGUCCACCUGUGGCACGGAGUGCACCCACUGGCGCCGCAGAGAGUGCACGGCGCCAGCUCCCAAGAACGGGGGGAAGGACUGCGAGGGGCUGGUGCUGCAGUCCAAGAACUGCACGGAUGGGCUCUGCAUGCAGGGUUUCAUUUAUCCUAUUUCAACUGAACAGAGAACCCAGAAUGAAUAUGGAUUUUCUUCUGCUCCUGACUCAGAUGACGUUGCGCUCUACGUGGGGAUCGUCAUCGCUGUGAUUGUGUGCCUGGCCAUUUCUGUGGUCGUGGCCCUGUUUGUGUACCGCAAGAACCACCGGGACUUUGAGUCGGAUAUUAUUGACUCCUCGGCACUGAACGGGGGAUUUCAGCCUGUCAACAUCAAGGCUGCAAGGCAAGACCUCCUGGCAGUGCCACCAGACCUCACUUCUGCUGCAGCCAUGUACAGGGGUCCUGUGUACGCCUUGCAUGAUGUCUCUGAUAAAAUCCCAAUGACCAACUCUCCAAUUCUGGACCCCCUCCCCAACUUGAAGAUCAAGGUUUAUAACACCCCCGGUGCAGUCACUCCCCAGGAUGACCUCUCUGACUUCUCCUCCAAGCUGUCCCCACAGAUGACGCAGUCUCUGCUGGAAAAUGAGACCCUGAACAUGAAGAACCAGAGCCUUGCCCGGCAAACUGACCCAUCAUGCACCGCCUUUGGGACCUUCAACUCCUUAGGAGGCCACCUAGUAAUUCCCAAUUCAGGAGUAAGUUUGCUGAUCCCAGCGGGAGCCGUUCCACAAGGGAGAGUCUAUGAAAUGUAUCUGACAGUUCACAGGAAGGAGAACAUGAGGCCACCUGUAGAAGACAGCCAAACCCUGCUGACACCCGUGGUGAGCUGUGGCCCACCAGGAGCCCUGCUAACCCGGCCCGUCAUUUUAACCAUGCACCACUGCGCAGAGCCAAACACAGAGGACUGGCAGAUCCAGCUGAAGCACCAGGCUGCCCAGGGACCAUGGGAGGAUGUGGUGGUGGUCGGAGAGGAAAACUUCACCACCCCGUGCUAUAUCCAGCUGGACCCAGAGGCCUGCCAUAUCCUGACAGAAACCCUCAGCACCUAUGCCUUGGUGGGACAGUCAAUCACCAAGGCAGCAGCCAAACGUCUCAAACUGGCCAUCUUUGGACCUCUGUCCUGCUCUUCCUUGGAGUACAGCAUCCGGGUCUACUGCCUCGAUGACACGCAGGAUGCUCUUAAGGAGGUCCUCCAGCUUGAGCAGCAGAUGGGUGGGCAGCUUUUGGAAGAGCCUAAAACUUUGCAUUUCAAGGGAAGCACCCACAACCUUCGUCUGUCCGUUCAUGAUCUCGCCCAUUCUCUCUGGAAGAGCAAGCUGCUGGCUAAAUACCAGGAGAUUCCCUUUUACCACAUCUGGAGUGGCUGUCAGAGGAACCUGCACUGCACCUUCACACUGGAAAGGUUCAGUCUGAAUACCCAGGAGCUGGUGUGCAAACUGUGUGUGCGGCAGGUCGAAGGAGAAGGACAGAUCUUCCAGCUUAACUGCUCUGUCUCAGAGGAACCUACUGGCGUUGAUUACCCUCCCAUGGACUCAGCAGGCACCAUCACCACCAUCGUGGGGCCCAGCGCUUUCAGCAUCCCCCACCCGAUAAGGCAGAAGCUGUGCAGCAGCCUGGAUGCUCCCCAGACCAGAGGCCACGACUGGCGCAUGCUGGCCCACAAGCUGAAACUGGACAGGUACUUAAAUUAUUUUGCUACGAAAUCAAGUCCUACUGGGGUGAUCCUGGAUCUCUGGGAAGCCCAGAAUUUCCCUGAUGGCAACCUGAGCAUGCUGGCAGCAGUUCUUGAAGAAAUGGGAAGACACGAAACAGUUGUUUCUUUGGCAGCAGAAGGAAAUUACUAAUGCAGCCUUGGCAUGACCAGGAAGGACAGACACAGGGAGCGGUAAUGCCCUGUUAUUGCAAACGAGAAUUGAAAUGAAAACCCAGACCAAUGAGUUACACAAGAGACGUUUCAGAGAAGAAAGCAAGCAAACAAACAAAAAAACCAGCCCUGACCUUCACACGUGCUCUCCUUGUACAUUAUCACAGGAUCAGAAAGAGAUCAUGCAAAGUUGUACCUUGAAAAUAUAAAUCAACCUAAUGUUCCUCUCGGCUUGGCUGUACACUGCUUGGUACAGGUUUUUACAGUUUCCUAGGAAACGCUUUUUAUUGCUAUCCAGAUAUAUGGAUAAACUUUCUUAACAAUCCCAGUUUCUAUGGAUGUUGUUUACAUAAAAUUCUGGACAGGGGUAAGGAAACUGUCCAUGGCUCUUUAUAUUUUUUGUUUAAAGGCAUUGUAGACAAGGCUAUGGACAGUUGGUUGUGGCUAUUUCAGCUUAUUGGUUUCUGGUGAAUUCAGAUUUUGGCUACAAUUCUGCACAUUGGUUGUCUCACAAUGAUUCUCCUGUCAUUGUUCUGUUUCCUAGACCUACUUGUAAAAAAAAAAAACAAACCAAGAAAAUCCGUGUGUGCAUCUGGAAAGCAGGUACUCUGGCUGAUAAGCAGGAACAUGCAAAAUGUUCCCUUUCUUCCCCAAGACAGUCCCACUGAGCCUGUGUGGAGAAUAGCUCUAAGACAGUGGGGAAUGAAGAAUCUGAGUUAAUUUUCAAUUCACACCCUUUCCACCCCUUUGCUAUAUGAGGGGCCAGAUAUGCAAUUCAGAGUGGUUGGAGGGGAGGGGGAGAAACCCAGAAAAAAAUAAAAAAAAGAAGUUGCUAUGAUAGUUAUUGACUGAUUAGUAUCUAGUGCAAGGAUUAUAAUGACUAUUAUUAUUGCCAUAUUACUUUAUUUCUAAUAUUGUCAGCAGCAGAAUGAAUAAUGACUGGUUUUAUGGAACCUGUUGUCCCCUUCCUGAAGGUCUUUUAAGACACGUCCCUCUCUAUGCUGUCUGUCCUUCCAUUUGUCAUCGUACUCCUUCCUCCGAAGUCCUCUGCUGGCCCUCUGAGGCUGCUCAUGUUGUGUUAGCAUUGCUGUGUUCUAUGCCCAGUGCUAAGGCAGCAUAAUUUGGUAAUCUGCUGGUCUUCACCCACCAAGUGUCUGACCCUGGCACAUUUUGCACCACCCUGGUGGCUCCAGGUUGCUCCAAGGAGCAGUCCUGUCCUGAGGUGACUGUGAACCAGAGAUGGCGCAAGCAUAUGGACAGCAUAUGGCAGUGACAUCUUCCACCUGAUUUAUGCAUCCAAGGUGGGCCUCCAUAAAUUUUGCUUUGUUUUGUAGCAUUCUAAGAGCCAGCAGUUCCCCACAGAGCUGCAGGUCUCACUGAAACCCACCAGCUCCAGUAAUGGUUGCUGUGCCAGGCUGCUGACAGCUCAGCCCUCUGCUGGUCUGGGGUCAAUUCUGUGUGAGAUGCACUUGGCAGAUCUCCAUGGAUAUUCCAGGCACUGCUGCAGCCAGGGAAGCCUGUGUUCCGUGGGCCAGUGCAGGGCAGUGGAGUGGUGAAGUUGAAAUCCUGUGUGCUGCAGUUUGCUGCCUUUGCUGCUCCUGCCACCACCACUGCCUGGGCAGGGCGGUGCAGUCCUUGAUGGCUGGCCAGGGAACACUUGUCCCUCUACAACUCUCACGAAACAGGUGAGGUGAGAACUUUGCAGAAGGAACAAACCAAAAUUGGUUGUCACUGCAAAUGCAUUUUGUUCUGUUCAGUGAAAAUUCUGGCUUUGACAGCACAUAGGAUUGCAAUAGUUUUACUGCCCGACUGAGCUGUCAUUUAUGUCUGGCACAGAAAGGUUUUUCUGCCCCAGCCUGUCCACUCCAGGUUUCCAGCCAGGCCCUGGUUAUUGCUGUUAUGCACACAUGCAUGCCCCUGCCCACAUAUGCAUUACCAUUCCAAACGCUUCCCAAGACUGCUUGUUCUCUUUUGUGGUUUUAGUUUUGCUUUCCCCAGGGCUUUCCAGAUUGCACCUUUGAAGGUAACUGAAAAUGUCAUCAGUCAAAAUGAAAAGAAAAUUUAAUCUGACCUCUUUUUUCAUUUGACAUUUCCAUAGUCUUGUCGCUUUUUGCUUAUAAUUCCCUGACCAGUGAGUUAGGUUUUGAUUGACCAUCAGACAGCCAGCACAAAGAGUUCCCUUCCUUGUAAGAGGUAAGCAGGCAGUUUGCAAACCAGCAUUUCAGUCAAAACUGGAGACCAGAGGGCAUGCACUGUAAUUUUCAACAUCUGUGUGCAUUUUGCUUGUGUAAGCCCCACUUCUCUUAAUGUGGAGAUGCCAUGGGCAUCCUCUCAAUGAACAACCAUUUUUUUCACCUGGGGCAUCUGAUGCAGCCUACUGCAAUGCUAAUUGAAAUUUUGCUUUCAACUUCUGAAAAGUUGGACUGGGACUUUCAGCUCUGCCCUAUCUCCACACCUUUUACUUACCUCAGAGGGCUAAAAUGGCUCUUAAAGGUAGGUCUCAGGUUUUCUCCCUCCCAUGCCAUCUUUAGGUGUAAUCAGUUGGGUUUUAGUUUGUGCUUCUUCACCUUUCCCAUGUGUCCCUCCUUGACUUCUCUUCCAAGGCAAGUAGGGGAGCUGAACUGUCCUUAAACUCUUUGGCCUUUUCAGCUCAGUCUGUGUUGGUUGAUCCCCAGGCUAAGUGUUGCUCCCCAGCUCUCAGUUUUUUUCUAGGUGGGCAGCAUGUGCCUGACCCUUUUAACCAGGAUCAGGGCCACAAAGUCUCUUCUAUUUAUCUGCAUGCUAUGAGUUGAUGGUCCUUUGGCCAGCCCUCUGACUUGCGUUCUGGUGCCUUCUGCAAGAGAAACUACUUGCAGAUGAACAACUUUCUCACAGUGUUUUGGGGCAUUUUCCUUUCACAGCAUCACAGUAAAUAGGAUUUAUUGCGAGGAAAAAUGCACACUCUGAUUAAGGGGAGCAUCCACAGAGGUGGCUGGAGGUGAAGAAUGUAACCCUUCAUCACUGAACAUGACUUGGGCAGCAGCAUGCCUGCCACUGGGUGAUGAAGCUGCUGUUAUUCCACCCUGACUGCUCAGAAACCACCCGCAAUCCCCUGCUGCAAUCAUGGGCUGGGUGAUUUUCCCAGCACGGGCUCCACAGGCCUUUGCAGGCUCCCAGCACAGCCCCUCGGGCUGCCUCAGCCCUGACAGGGCCGGGAGAACCAGGGGAAGGCUCCUCCUCAGAGCCACAGCUCGUCCCAGCAGCUCUGCACCCAUUCUUUACCACUGCUGCUAGCAGCAGCUCCCACCUCACCUCACCUCACACUUCCCUGCAUUAAUUGUGCUCCGUUUUUUCUUUCUUUCUGGCGGAGUGGCAGUGGCAGGGCACUGUGCGCCGUGGGAGAGGGCUCUGGCUGGUGGCAUUGACAGCACCAUCCCCAUCCUCUGCCCCAAGGAGAGCAGGCAGGCAGCAAGGGCAGCCAGCUGGGUUGAGGAUAUUAUUUUUUGGUGGGAGAAACCCCAGCAGCAGUUCCUGUGCCUGGAUUGCAUGGACACAGUGCCAUCUCGUGGGGCUGAGCCCCAGCUCCACCAUGUCGCUGCUGCCACAGCAGCGUCGCACAGGGAAAAGCUUCCUGUGGGGUGGCUCUGACAAAGGAGUUUGGCAGGCAGAGCUGACUCUUAAAAGUUGUUGUAAGAUUUUAUGUCAGGUGAGCAUAUCUGCUUUAAGAGAAAAAAACAAUCAAACGAAAAAAAGGCUGCAGGCUUCUCAUCCUCCAGUUAUUACUAUUUUUUUAAAUGCUCUUCCUUUUAGUUGUUCACCUUUGGCUCUGUACUGGAGCAGUUUUGCUGCUCUUCACACCAUCUCUUCAUUACAUGUUGAUUGCUAAUGCUAUAAAUAGUAUAUAUAUUAUAUAAAUAUAUAUAUAUAAUAUCUACUGACUUCAAGGAAAACCUUUAAGUUCCCAGUAAGAAACAUUUAUCAGAGGCAAUCCUUUUCCACCUUUUAUUUUUUCUUCAGUUCUUCUUGUGUUGUGUUCUUGUAAAGGUAACUGUCAGUGUAUAGGGUAAGUCUGGGGUUUGGUUGGGGCUUUUUUUUUUCAAAAUUUAUGAUCACAACUGCUCCACUGUGUCUUGCUAAACAGUACAAAACCUAAGUGCUGUUUCAGUGGAUCUUGAAAAUUUUGCAGCAGUGAAGGUGUCUCCAGUCAAGAUUUGCUUUAUUGGGAGACCAAGACUUUUUUCUGUCUUGCUGGCAGAAAUGCAGACACUCAUGAGACAUGUUGGAGUCUGCAAUACCCACAGAGCCAAACAUGUCUAUUCCUUGGGUUUCCUGCUAUUUCAGUUGCUUACAUAUAGAAUAAAUGUAUUUACAUGCUGUAAGCCUGUCAUUGUGGACAGUGUCCUAAUGUCUUGUAUUGCUACCUACAAUAGUUUCUUUUCAGUUCUCCUUUUCCUCUUCGUUUGGGGGCAGGGGGUGUGGGGAAGGGAGGGGUGGGUGGGCCCUUAGACCCUUGUAUGCUCUACCAAGUAGUUACCACAGCUCUGAGGUUAAUUUUAAACACAAUAAUUUUGUUGAGGUUGGCUUGGGUUUUUUAAUCUUGUUUCCAGGGCACUUUGUAAGUUAUCUUACUGAGUGUUCAGAAGUCUUUUCAGGACUCAGAGGUCAGAGGACCUCUGGCUCUCACCUGGCCAUGAAGUAACUCAGUGUUUGCAGGCUGGCUUGGUCAGUAUCAGGUGGUGCAAAGGCACGAGCGGUCUGUGAAUGGAAACCAAACCUUUGGCCCUUCUCCCACAAGGACUCUAAUGAGUUACUGACUUUGGGGUCACCACUGCAAUCCAUUUCUAGCUUGUGUGUGAAUCCUUGAGUCCAUAAACGAGCUGCACUGCAGAUUUUUAAAUGCUGAAGCACGUAUCUCAGACAUCCUUUGAAGUGGGACAGAUAGGCAAAGUAGGUGUGUGUGUGUAGAUAUAGACAACAAGGAGAAAACAAAGGACAAUACCUGCUGGAGACUUUUAGCUCUCAUGUUAGGUAUGGGCAUCCUCUUAUUUUACCAACUUUUGAAUAGGAAAGUAAAGGUGAAAAUUCAGUGCUGUACCAUCACUGCAAGGUCAAAUAAGUAGUAGUCAAAAGCCAUCGGAGUAAUAACUGGCAUGUAACUGGAAUUGGCCUUGAACUAAAACCACAAGUUUGGUAGGUCAGGCUCCUUGCUUGAAUAGGAGCACUUAGAUUAUUUACUUAUUUGUCCUUUAAACUUGAUCCCUGCUCCCUGAAAUCUGAAAAUCCCUCAUCUGAAAGUCCUUUGAUAAACUGUCUGUACAAAAAAAGCAACAUUAAUCCGGAGUUCUCACAAACUUCUAUCCCAAAUAGGUAUUUCAUGUUUUCUGUGGUGCUGGUUAAAUGUAUUUAUUAGUGGUUCAGUCUCCUUGACUGCUGACAAAGAGAUUAAUUGCUACGUGUGCUGCAUCCUGGGCCUGCCCGCUGCUCCCAAAGCAUCCCAUGUCAUGGCAGGUGAUAGCUUCGGGAUGCCUGUAAGUGGGAUGUCAUCAGGAGGGUCCUCCCACAGCAGUGAUAGGACAAGAGCCCUGAGAGGAGAAAAGCUUGCACGGGUCCCACAGCUUCUUUCACUGCUGCCAGCUGGCUCUGACUACCCCUUGCUAGUAAAUUUGGGGGCUAGCACAAUUCAAAUAAAAAGAAAAAUUGGUCUGGAAAGUAAACAAAAUUAGGAAGGAGAGGCAAAACACUCUUCUCCCUGCAGAUUUUUCAAGGUACCUUGCAAAAACACCCGAGCCGAGAGCCAACAAUCCAGGGUGUGUGAAACAGCUGAGACAGAGUAGUUGUGUCAUCACUGUUUUCACACAUCUGUGUGGUAGACUUUUUUGCUAACAUAUGUUCUGUUAUUGUUGAAGAGAAAAAAAAAAACAAAACCAAAAACCAAUAAAAAAGGGUAUAUUCACUACCUUUCCAAAGUAAAGGAGGGCCCAUAGAAAAAGAAAAGAAACAUCUGUAUGACCCAGGUGUAUCACAUAUCUCCCUUCUGUUCCCAUGUCACCGGGGUUAAUGGGAUUUGUUUUCUUUGCUAUUCAGAUCUGGAGAACUCUUUUGGUUUUGAUUUCCCUAUUGCUGUAUCUUCUAUGCAAUUCCUUUUCUAAAGACUGACUUACUACAGGAGAAGUGCUAGCCAUUGCAUUAUUUGUAUUGCUGUACAGUGGAGGUGUGGUUUACUAGUUCUGAGUGUGCCUCUUACCCCCCUCCCUUUUUUCUCCUUCCCUCUGUUUGUAAAUGCCUGCAUUUAUUCUGUCAGCCUGACAUGUACAAAGUGUAAGAAAGAAUUUUUAAACAGGUAAUAAAUUAUAUUUAUAAGCAACUGGAAAAAAAAAA